GCAGUGGCUCUAACCCUUUCCAGCAUUUGGAGAAGAGUGCUGUGCUUCAGGAGGCACGUAUCUUUAAUGAGACCCCUAUAAAUCCACGAAGAUGCCUGCACAUCCUUACCAAAAUCCUUUACUUGCUGAACCAGGGUGAACACUUUGGAACCACUGAAGCCACAGAAGCUUUUUUUGCAAUGACCAGAUUAUUUCAAUCCAAUGAUCAAACCCUUAGAAGAAUGUGUUACUUUACCAUCAAAGAGAUGGCCAAUAUUUCUGAGGACGUCAUCAUUGUCACAAGCAGUUUGACCAAAGACAUGACAGGGAAGGAAGAUGUGUACCGAGGCCCAGCCAUCAGAGCACUCUGCAGGAUCACUGAUGGUACGAUGCUACAAGCCAUUGAGAGAUAUAUGAAACAAGCCAUUGUGGACAAAGUCCCCAGUGUCUCUAGUUCUGCACUGGUGUCUUCCUUACAUAUGACGAAGAUCAGUUACGAUGUCGUCAAGCGGUGGAUCAACGAAGCUCAAGAGGCAGCUUCUAGUGACAACAUCAUGGUGCAGUAUCAUGCUCUGGGGUUGCUCUAUCACCUUCGCAAAAAUGAUCGUCUUGCAGUUUCCAAGAUGCUGAAUAAGUUCACUAAGUCUGGCCUGAAAUCCCAGUUUGCUUACUGCAUGCUGAUCCGAAUUGCGAGCAGGCUCCUGAAGGAAUCCGAAGAGGGCCAUGAGAGUCCACUGUUUGACUUCAUUGAGAGCUGCCUGAGGAACAAGCAUGAAAUGGUUAUUUAUGAAGCUGCCUCUGCAAUCAUCCAUCUCCCAAACUGCACGGCCAGGGAGCUGGCACCCGCUGUUUCAGUGCUGCAACUCUUCUGUAGCUCUCCCAAACCUGUCUUGAGAUACGCAGCCGUGCGGACCCUGAAUAAAGUGGCCAUGAAGCAUCCAUCUGCAGUCACUGCCUGCAACCUGGACCUGGAAAACCUCAUCACUGACUCCAACCGCAGCAUCGCUACUCUCGCCAUCACCACGCUGCUGAAGACAGGCAGUGAGAGCAGUGUAGACAGGCUCAUGAAACAGAUCUCUUCCUUCGUGUCAGAGAUAUCAGAUGAGUUUAAGGUGGUGGUGGUACAGGCUAUCAGUGCUCUGUGCCAGAAAUACCCUCGGAAGCACAGUGUCAUGAUGACCUUCCUCUCCAAUAUGCUCAGGGAUGAUGGUGGCUUUGAGUACAAGCGAGCCAUUGUGGACUGUAUAAUCAGCAUCAUUGAGGAGAAUCCUGAGAGUAAGGAGGCAGGCUUGGCUCACCUCUGCGAGUUCAUCGAGGACUGUGAACACACUGUCCUGGCCACAAAGAUCCUGCAUCUCCUGGGCAAAGAGGGGCCAAGGACUCCAUCCCCUUCCAAGUACAUCCGCUUCAUAUUCAACAGGGUGGUGCUGGAGAAUGAGGCUGUGAGAGCUGCUGCUGUCAGUGCACUGGCAAAGUUUGGUGCCCAGAACGAGAAUCUGCUUCCCAGCAUCUUGGUGCUUUUGCAGAGGUGCAUGAUGGACAGUGACGAUGAAGUUCGGGACAGAGCAACGUUCUACUUGAAUGUCCUACAGCAGAGGCAGAUAGCACUGAACGCUGCCUAUAUCUUUAAUGGAUUGACUGUUUCUGUUCCUGGGAUGGAGAAAGCCCUGCACCAAUAUACACUGGAGCCUUCUGAGAAACCUUUUGAUAUGAAAACAGUUCCACUGGCUACUGCACCAAUCUUUGAGCAGAAAGCAGAGAUUGCCCUCGUCACCAGCAAGCCUGAGAAAGUUGCUCCUUCACGGCAGGAUAUAUUCCAAGAACAACUGGCAGCUAUUCCAGAGUUCAAGAGCUUGGGCCCGUUGUUCAAGUCUUCGGACCCAGUGCAGCUCACAGAAGCAGAAACAGAGUAUUUUGUUCGUUGUAUUAAACACGUGUUCACAAAUCACAUUGUUUUCCAG
Nestor notabilis (Kea) is the source of this 1940-nucleotide messenger RNA. It is a transcript of the gene COPG2, whose product is annotated as coatomer protein complex, subunit gamma 2. Gene Ontology annotation, biological process: organelle transport along microtubule; intracellular protein transport; intra-Golgi vesicle-mediated transport. Lineage: Eukaryota; Metazoa; Chordata; Aves; Psittaciformes; Psittacidae. Gene Ontology annotation, molecular function: structural molecule activity. The record is from RefSeq and is a predicted model, not a curated record. The annotation marks the transcript as partial. The transcript has 18 exons. Gene Ontology annotation, cellular component: Golgi membrane; endoplasmic reticulum-Golgi intermediate compartment; endoplasmic reticulum.